This is a messenger RNA of Paramacrobiotus metropolitanus, 2440 nucleotides long. RefSeq lists its product as uncharacterized. Gene Ontology annotation, molecular function: RNA binding. Gene Ontology annotation, biological process: mitochondrial RNA processing; regulation of mitochondrial mRNA stability. The transcript has 6 exons. Gene Ontology annotation, cellular component: mitochondrial matrix; ribonucleoprotein granule. NCBI's taxonomy places the organism in Eukaryota, Metazoa, Tardigrada, Eutardigrada, Parachela, Macrobiotidae. The record is from RefSeq and is a predicted model, not a curated record. The coding region runs from base 192 to 2363 and encodes 723 amino acids.
CAUUCAAGUGUACUCAUUGUACACGGGAUAUGUAAAAAUAACAAUUAACAAUAUCUGCAUUAACUUUGUUUGAAAGUAAUUGCUGGUGGCGCAGGCGCUUAACUUUUGAGCAAUAAAAAUUUUUGAAUAAUCUGCAUCGUGAGUCCUAAAAAUUACAGUGAUUGCGCUUACUUCCUGCAAGUAAACCCGCAAUGAACCGUUUCGUGCUAUUGCGUCUUAGGAUCUUCGCACGGCAGGUUUCCGUCCAAGGAAAUUCAGCGUGUCCUUCGUGCGUUCAGCUUCGUGCUUCUGGGUUUCGUGAGCAGGCAUGUUUGUUGUCCACGAGUGCUACGAUUGCGCAGCAGAAGCUGUCUCCCCAUGCGGCUCCUUCCGGAGGCUCCGCUGCAUCCCCGGCAACGCCACCGUUGAAAUCCGCGCACAAUGAUCAUAAGGAAAUGGAUGGCCUCGUACGUGAUCUGAAAGCCAAAGCCUCUGUAGGAAAAUUGUUCUACGAAACUGAAAACGAGGGAGUCCGACAGGCUCUGUUGCGCUUGCCUGUGUAUAAGGAAUACUUCAGUUCGCUCCCGAUGAAAAUCGGAACGCGUCCACUAUCGUUAUUUGCUUCCAGGGAGCUCAUGCGCGCUGCCGGGACGAUGAAAGUGCGUGAACUGAUCGACACUCUCAGCACGUUUUCGGGAUAUUUAUCUCUGGGACGUGAUCAGCUAGUCAAGGACGAGCAGUUUCUGGAAUUCGUCAAAACGUUGUCGCGGGAAUUGUCAUCUUAUUCCGGCCUGACGUUUCCGGAAUUGCAGAACCUUCUGCAGUCGUACCAGCGUUUCCGGUUUGAUCAUUUACCGCAUAAUUUUGCACCAGCAGGAAUCCUGCGGGCAGCACUCGAUGCGCAGUGUCUAGAAAUGUGGCCGAGUUUGAAGCCAUCGCAAGCGUUCAUUUUAUCCGAUUUGUGGUUUUUAUCCUCGUGCUCUCGUUUGGCUGAAUUUCCAAAAGUCAUGCUGAGCAGAAUAAAACCACAGGUUGAUUUUUUCAAGCCGCACGAGCUGGUGCGCUUGUUGUUCUCCGUAUCGCUCCAGCGAACUGCCGAUCCGGGUCUGAUGCUACUAAUCGAAAGAAUGCUUCUGCCACAUAUCCAGAAUUUUUCUAUUGAAGAAAUCGCGGCCGUUUGUGCAGGGUUUUUUAAAACUCAGACCACACCCGGUGCAGAACUGGUGGAUAAAAUUCUUACCCGUUUACUGAAUAUGGAUGGUGAUAUUUUGGCUAACGAUAUUGUUCUGACGUCAUGUUCGAAAUUUGCCGACCGCUAUGUUGUGCCCGCUCAUCAUGACCACUUGAAAAGAUUAAUCGAGAAAGUUAAGCCAUUUACGGGACAACUUAGCAUUACUACAUUAGCUCAUCUGAGCAGACUUUUGGAGACUAUAUCUACUGUGGAUACAGAUUUCCUGAGUGCUGUAUGCCAUAAGCUACUAACUCGGUUUCCCAAUGUUAGAUUAAAAGAUGUUGCGAAAAUUUGCCAGACUUGCAGUUUAUUCAAUUUCCGUCCGAAUGUUGGCGCGGAGGAUUUUUAUACUGUCGUUAAGGAACUGGUAGCCAAAAACCUUCAAACCGCUGAAAUUUCCAUAUCUCCCUCGAAAUUUGUCAUCCUAUUGGUAUCUUUGGCCCGGAUGGAAGUUUUCUCCAAGAGGCUCCUCUGGAGGAUUACGGCACCGCAGUUUUUGAAGGCUUACUUGGGUCAGCCAUACUCUUUGUUGGUAAAUAAGGAGUAUCUCCAGUUGCAUUACGCCGUGAAAAUUGAAUUCCCGGAACAUGAUGGACCGGAUCUCCUUCCUGAAGAGCUUUUGCGCCAGUUCGUAGCGGACGAGAUAUCGAAAACAUCAGAGCCACACAGUGCAGUAUCAUCAUUACUCCUUUGCUUGAGAACUCUCCUGCAACAGGAAAAGCAGGAAAAGAUUCGUGGUGCUGUGGGAGUCGCUUGGCCUUUACCAUACGAUAAGCAAAUGAUGCUCGUGAGAAUUAACGACUUGCGGUCGAUGGCACUGCCGUCCGAACUUCUUUCCGAUGAGUCUCCUCACCUUCUCAAAGAAGCACCGACUGAUGCAACAUGUAUUGCUUUGGUAUAUCACCCGUGGUGGGACUACUUUAAUCCUGGUCACGAACUGAAUGGAGUUGGGAGAAUGAAACUGCGCCAUUUAAGAAAGCUCGGAUAUCGUCCUGUCAGUGUCGACCAACAGGAAAUUCAGAAUCAUAAUUUUCUUCAGAAGAUGAAAUAUUUAAGAGACAAAUUGUUCUUUAACGAUUUCGAAGCAACAGUGACACCGAAUGUUGAUGUGGGAUCGUUGGCAGAUAAUGGAGUUGCGCAGGCGAAUGUGUAGAUUCUUAAUUUUGUUGUGUGAUUUUGAUGUUUUCAAAACAAGGUCGCAGGUGCUGUCGUGAAUGAAAGCAGACACGA